AUGUUUGCCCAGAGAUUUGAACCAGGACAGGAGGUUGCGGGGGGUCAAGGCGGUGUCGACAAGUUACAGUUGCUGAAGAGCAGGGUUGGACCGCUAAAGAGAAGGCGUGGUGGUGCGCAAGUGAGGGAUCAGCGGGGCAAGGAGGAGUCUGAGGAUGGGGAAGGUUUAGAAGAAUCCGAGGACGACCCUUCAGAGUCGUCAGAUUUUUCAGAGAUCGAGGUCGAUGAGGUCGAUGAGGUUGAAGUCGAUGAGGUUGAAGUCGAUGAGGUUGAAGUCGACGGUUCCGCCUCCCGCAAGCACGGAUCAGUGCUCUCACGGUUCCAGAAUUCCGUAGUGCUGCAGGAUCAAGCUACAACGGUGGUACCCACCGAAAACAGUGAAGAUGCUUCUGCCGCCGCUGUUACUGAAGAUACCACACUGCACCCACUAGAAAACAUACCACAGCCGGCUAUCGUCAGACCAACGUUGAAACCGGAAAUUACCUCCGCACACCACAAGUCCCUCGCGUUCGUCAACACUACAAAAGUCAUAUACGACAACUCAAUGGUUAAACCAUACUCCCAAUACUCCGAUCUCUUGAACGACAAACUGCUUCAAAACAUCGCAGAGAACUACUCACAGGAGACGUUCCCGAUCCAAACAGCUAUACUGGACACAAUUCUACCAACGAUAAACACCACGUACAAAAUCACAAAGCGGAACUUCACAAGAAGAGUUGGAGACGUGCUUGUUAACGCAGCUACAGGGUCAGGAAAAACACUCAGUUACACAAUCCCCUUAGUGCAGACUCUCAGCUCCAGAACGGUCAACAGACUCCGUGCACUCAUCCUCGUCCCAACAAAACCGCUUAUCCACCAAGUGUACGAUACACUGACAAAACUGAUCAAAGGUACAAACAUCAUCGUCAGCUUCUCCAAAUUGGAAAAUUCGCUGAGAGAAGAACACCAGAAACUAAUCAACUCAGAACCAGACAUCCUCAUUGUCACUCCGGGCAGACUCGUAGACCACAUCAAUUUGAAAUCCAUCUCCUUGCGCAACUUAAAAUUCCUAGUCCUAGAUGAAGCGGACAGAUUGCUUAACCAGUCUUUCCAAAACUGGUGUCAUGAACUCAUGCAACAACUGGACACAGAGAAGCAAAACGUCGACCCAAUGCCAGGGAACGUCAUCAAAAUGGUCUUCAGUGCUACAUUGACUACAAACACGGCAAAAUUGCACGACCUCAAACUGUACAAUCCAAGACUGUUCGUCACAGACUCAGUCAAACUGUACAAUCUGCCACCAACGUUGCAAGAAUACAACAUUCACAUCCCAACGGCCAAGUCCCUGUACAAACCUCUGUUCCUAUUGAGACUGUUGCAGUUAAAGACCACCACUGAGGGUGAAGAGAAGCAACGGGCAAAGGUCCUCGUGUUCGUCAAAUCCAACCAAAACUCUCUCAGACUCGCAUCACUACUGCAAAUUUUGAACAAGGAAGGAGACAUGACUGUCCACUCGAUCAACUCAAACAACUCAAAGGUGGAUAACAAAAGAUUGCUAGCCGAGUUCUCCAGGGAGACAGCAUCCUCAACCCAGGUGCUGAUCACCACGGACCUGAUGUCCAGAGGUAUAGACAUCAACAACAUUACAGACGUCGUGAACUACGACGUCCCCUUGUCUUCUCAACAGUACGUGCAUCGGUGUGGGAGAACCGCAAGAGCAAACGCUGCAGGGUUCGCGUACAAUUUGCUCGUCGGGAAAGGUGAACGCAAUUUCUGGAGCAAACACAUAGACGAGGAUAUUAGCAGAGACGUCAGCGGGAAACAUGUAGAGGUCUCCGAGGUCGUCAGUACUGACGUGGCCGGGGAUGACGAAGCAGAGUAUAAGGACUGUCUCUCAUCCCUUCGGGGACAAGUGGACGGUGUUAAACAGGACUAG
This is a messenger RNA of Huiozyma naganishii CBS 8797, 1914 nucleotides long. RefSeq names its product putative ATP-dependent RNA helicase DBP6 (gene DBP6). The record is from RefSeq and is a predicted model, not a curated record. The coding region runs from base 1 to 1914 and encodes 637 amino acids. Gene Ontology annotation, molecular function: nucleic acid binding; ATP binding. The transcript has a single exon. NCBI's taxonomy places the organism in Eukaryota, Fungi, Ascomycota, Saccharomycetes, Saccharomycetales, Saccharomycetaceae. Gene Ontology annotation, cellular component: nucleus.